CACUUGUAUAUACAAAGUGUACAUAAAUUAGCUUGUUAAGAUGAGCUCCGGGGGCAGAGGCAGCCGGGGCAACAAAGGUCCGCGGGCGGGUGGCGGUGACCGCAACAACACCGCCACACAGCAACAACAGCAACAGCAACCUGUGCAACAACAAAAGAUGGACAGCCAGGCUACAGACAAAGACAAAAGUGGGGAGGCAGUGCCGCACAAGAUAGCACCAACAGCAGAACAGCUCCGCAUUGCCCAGAUGAUUGACAACACGCGAACAGAACCCGAAAAGUUGCUUCAGGAAAAAAUGAAUCAAGUGAUGCAGUUCACAGGUGUAAGUGCAGACGAUGCGAUGGUGGCCCUACACGACUGUGAUAAUGAUGUGAACGCCGCCAUCGACUCGUUGCUUGAAGGUGAUGAUCAGGGCAAGUGGCAGGAGUCGACAAAGAAAAAGAAAAAGCCUAUAACAAACAAGCCAACUGAGACAGAAAGUAACAAGGAAAAUCGGCGGGUUAAUUCCCGUGAACGUAGUGGAUCCAGGCCCAGGGGUGGCGGUCCACCCAGGUUCAGAGGACGAGGUAGUGGCAGUGGUCGAGGUGGCCGAGACGGUGAAAGUUGGGAUGGUCCAGGUCGUGGUGAAGGCUCACGGCGUGGAAGGAUGACAAAUGGAACUCCCAUGGCCAGAGGUCGGGGGGGACGUGGCCGGGGGAGCUCUAUGGGUCCACGAACAUUCCAAAAUCGGCAAACACCGGGUUUUCCAGAUUCCAUAGACACCUGGGGGCCUCUUACAGAUGACAAGCCUAACCAUCAAAACAGUCUGAAGAUAGAUAAUUGGGAUGAUGAACCACCAUCAGGUGGAGAUGACUGGGACGGUGAAUGGACUGGGUCAUUAGAACAAACUACAGUAUUUGGUCCGUCUAGCAGUUCCAGCACAUCUACCUUGACACCAUCACUAUCAGAGUCUCUUGCUGAUACAAUGGCAGUGGGAAGUCCAUCAGUGGGCCCAGCAGUGUCUCUGGCACCUUCCCAGGUGUAUACCACUACUCCACCACAAGUAUACCCCCCAACACCUGCUUCGACUUACUCCUCUGCCACGGCCACGACCUUCACCUCAACUACGGCUUCAACUUACUCUUCGACCACGGCUUCCACAGCUUCCAUCACUCAGCCCCAGACUAUGGAUUUAGCUGCCUUGUUACAAAAGGCAGCCCCACAGUCCACUCUUACUGGGUUGGUUUCGUCUACCCCACUAGGUAGUAGCAACAAUACGAGUAAUGGUGGAGGCGGGGGUUGUAGGGGAGGUGGAGCUCCACUGGUGUCCCCCGCACCGGGAUUGACUGUUGGCACUCAACACGGUAUAUUAAGUGGUCUGAGUACCAAUGUAGGGGAGAGUUUAAAAGCUGGAGGACUUGUUGGAAGUGUUGGUGUGUCUGCCACUGCUCCAUCACCUGCAUCAUCAGCUCCACCACCCUACUCGACUCCCACAGCUCAGCUGCAGGCAGCCAUCUUCUCUAGUUCUGGUCUUCACAGUGUGGUAACAAGUAGUCUUGCGAGCAGUAUAAGCAACAGCAGCAAUGUAAUGAACAAAGUUGUUAGUUUAUCAACUGUAAGUUCUACUCUGCCUUCUCGUCCAAAGACACAGAGACCUCGGAUACCCCAGGCCUCCAAGAUACCUCUCUCUGCUGUGGAGAUGCCAGAAGAUGCUAUGGCAGCACUCGAUGUGCAAUUCAGUGGAUUAGAAUUUGGUACUGAAACUUUUGAUUUUACAACUGAUGUAAAGACAAGUUCAAGCAAUACUGGUCUUGGGAGCACCACGCCUGUCAACACCCGUGACCCAUCAUCUUCUACUCCUCCCGUCACCAAAGAUCUCACCUCUGUAUCUCUCUCGUCUUCCCUCCCACAGACUCAAAAGCUUGGACCUGAGCCCAUUCCAUUCCCCACCUCUCAAACGAGUGAGCGCAAGCCCUCUGGAGGGGCCUUCGUGUCUGGAAACCAACGUAGCAGUGCCAGCAACAGUGCUGCACCUCAGGGUCUGUCUGACCUGGCCAAGAAUGAGACUGGUGGUGGCACAGGUGGCCUAGGGAGUUUGGUGGGGUCUGCUGGCCCAACUUACCAGUCUUACACCAGCUCCAAGUCCUCCUCUUCCUUCCCAUCCCCACCCUCUGCCCCUUACUCACAGACGCCCUCUCAGAAUUCAUACACAACCAGCAACCAGCAAGGAAGCAGUGGUACUAGUAAUAGUAACAACAGUGGCUACAGUAAUGCCAACAGUGGAACUGGAGGCACUAACAGUAAUAAUAGUACCAAUAGCAGCCAAACACCAGGAGGCUAUGGUUCCAGCUUUUCUGCUCAGGCCACAGGUGCAGGCAACAGUAGUAGCCAGUACCAGAACAGCUAUGUUAAUGCCUCUAGUCAUUCACCUCUGGUCUCCAUAUCGACCCCUAAACCCCUGACUGGGCUCUCGGCUGCUCCCUCUGUUAAGGAUGCCACACAGAGCUAUGGAGAGCAGACAUCAACGGGUGGCUCUGCGUAUUCCAGUACUCUGUCAACAAGUGCAUCAGUUAGCAGCAACAGCACUAGUAACAGCACUGGACCUGCAGUACUCUCAGUUUCCCUAAAUUCAGCUUCCUCACAUCCAGUCCAGCCUUCGAAGCCAUCAGUCCCAGGUAAAGUUAUAAGUGGGUUGGGUGGUACAGUGCCUCCUGGUGUACAUCAGCAUCAGCCACCACACAUGCAUCAGCAUCAGCAAGCUCAGCAGCAGCACCAGCAUCAGCAGGUUCAACAACACCAGCAGCAGCAACAACAGCAGCAACAGCAGCAGCAGCAACAGCAAGCACAGCAAAUGAUGGCACAGCAUUCACAGUAUGUUUCUCCGCCUGCAGCAGCGCUUCAGGGAGCUCUCCCACCUGCCUUCUACACAGGACUCCAACAGCCUAUGUACUCUUUAGAAGAUUUCCAACUACUGCAGCAACGAAUGCCUCACAUGCAGGCUCCAACCAGCUUAGCUACUGGAAGAGAUGGAAACAUGACGUCUGCAGCCUAUUCUGUUGCUGAUGCAAAGUUCCGCACAGAUCAGAAUUCCUCACCAGUUCCCUCCACAAUGAACCAGCAAGGUGCUCAGGCGAUUGGCACAUAUAUCACGGCAACAGGAAAUGCAGCAAUGCCUCGUUUAUAUUCAUAUGACAAACAAGGUUUCCAUACUGGAACACCUCCACCUUUUAAUCUACCUGGUUCUGGAACAAAUCCCAUGACUGCCAACGCUUACACACCAAUGUUCAUCCCUACCAUGCCUGCAGCACAGCAUCACUCCCCGCUCAUGCAUCAUCAACUCCAUCAGGAUGGAGGCAGCUCUGGCGGUCAGCGUGCAGGAAGUACGGGUGGGCAGAACAAGGGAGGAUCUAAACCUUCCUAUGGUGGGUCUUACUGGGGUACUAACUGAAGUUAACCCCACCAAGAUCUUCUCACCUACAACCUGAGGCUAUCCUUAUAGGGCAACUGUGCCUCAGGGUCCCCACUGUAAUAUCAAGUGACAAGGAUGAUCCACUGGAAUCCACUUUUCAGAGUUUGUUGGUGUUGUUCGGCCAGCAUCCAUUCCCACCUACGAUGUAGGUGCCUCAGCAUCCGGAGCAUCAAUUUGUCAAUUAGAUGUGAAAAUGCGCUCACAGAAGUCUUUGAUUUAAAUAAAAAUUUGCUUAGAUGGAUGUACAAGGGUCGAAAUGUAGGUGUACUCUUUAGUCAGUGCAAAAAAAAAAAAAAUACUAAUACAAAAGGAUUUGCUUGUCUUAUACAUUCGUAAAUGUGAAAGAGAUAAGCUGUUCUUCACCCCUAUAGGUCAUACUUUAUGUGAACUCGUCCAAGGUGAUGUAAAAGUGGAUAUGAUAUUUAGCAUUUGUGGCAAUGGUGUAUUCAGUCUUGCUCUUCUCACUUGUAAAUAACGGAUGCCACUGAAUAAACCAUGGGCGCAGGUCCACUGGCAUGGUGCAUUUCUCCCGCAACCUUUCACUCCCACACCUUUUUAUAUUUACAAAAGUUUUACAAAUUGUAUGUUUGGGUGAUAGGAUUUGUCAAGGAAGACUAUAGUGAUUGUACACCACUAGAACAGAUCUUCAUGUAGGCUACAAAUGUAAGACGGCAUUCUAUUCUGGAGUUGAGGUGUUGACACAUUUCUUGAAACUCACUGAAGUAGAGGGCCUGCUGUGGAAUUUGAAACCACAACUCCUUUGAAUUUGCCUUUCAGUGGUCACCCCAGAAUAGGAUGAUUGUAUGUUGAACUCACUUUAUUUUUCUUUCCUUUUUUUUAACUUCUGUAUCUCUCUAGGUACAAUAUAAACUCAUUCCUGUUAAAGGAAUGCUGUAUCAAUGAUAUGAAAAGUAUGCCUCUUGUUUUGUAAGCUUUUUGUGUAGUGAGAUAUUUCAGUUCCACCAAUAAAAAUAUCUUGAAUCUAAA
Molecule: messenger RNA, 4435 nt
Organism: Homarus americanus (American lobster)
Lineage: Eukaryota; Metazoa; Arthropoda; Malacostraca; Decapoda; Nephropidae
Gene: lig
Product: protein lingerer-like
Exons: 16
Coding region: 41-3427 (1128 amino acids)
Cellular component (GO): cytoplasm; nucleus
Molecular function (GO): protein binding
Source: RefSeq, a predicted model, not a curated record